Triplophysa dalaica is the source of this 3172-nucleotide messenger RNA. RefSeq lists its product as uncharacterized. Gene Ontology annotation, cellular component: nucleus. Bases 1710 to 2444 code for a protein of 244 amino acids. Lineage: Eukaryota; Metazoa; Chordata; Actinopteri; Cypriniformes; Nemacheilidae. The transcript has 3 exons. The record is from RefSeq and is a predicted model, not a curated record. Gene Ontology annotation, molecular function: transcription regulator activity.
UUUUAGUCAAAUACUCAUUCCGAAUUAAAGUUGGCCUGAGGUUUUUCACAAUAUUGUCUUGAUUUGUAACAUGUUUUAUACAAUUGACCAGUAAUGAACCAUUCCAUUCUAUCAUCGUUCACGUAAAUUAACGAUUUGAGUUCGUGUUCAUGUUACUUGGGCUUAAGUUAAGUUUACUCCGUAUAUGCUAAAUGAAUUAGUAAAUAGUCACCAAUAGUAAUGUAUGUUUGUUGAUUGCUAUGAGCGGAGAUUAUAGAAUCUUUGAUACUCCGUGUUUUCCUAUGUAACUGUUUAAUCGUGCGUGAUUGCGUAACGUGGUCGAUGUUUGGACCCUACGGACGUUCAUUUGAAACGUGACCGACAGUUUUCUUCAACUCUUGUUCUUAUUCAAACUUAAAAUGUAUGUUUAUGCCAUUUUCAUGAUGCUUUUUGCAUUUUUCUCCAAAAGUAUAUAAAGAGUGCAAGAAGUUAUGCUCAAAGGUAUUUAGAUUUCGUAAAGUUUAUUAUUUCGGAUGAUAUCAUGUUUGCUCGUGAUGCAGAUUUCUCUUUGACUAAAUGCUAUAUAUGAUGUGCUGUUCACCUGUCGUCAUUCGUGAUUAAUCUCAUUAAUCUACACCUGUAAUUGAAGUAAACUUUGUAAGUGUAUGAACUUUUACUUUUAACGUUAUUUUUGUGUAGUUCCGGUUGUGUAGACCUUUAACUUUUUUAUUAUUGAAUGAUGGAUUGCACGUAUAAUGCAUAGCUGAUUUGGAAUUAAACAUUUUUUCCUGGAUAACUUUGUGCAAUAUCAGUAAUCCAGAGUAUGGUGUGAAUACUCGAAAUACAGUGAAAACAUUUUUUUUGAGUAAAUCAAGUUUGUGAUGUUAUAUUUGACACGUUCUGUGUACUGCAGUCUAUCUGUUGAAUGUGUGCUUCAAAAUUUAACAUAUUUUGGCCUGCAGAAAGAUCUCAGUUGUCUCGUGCUGUUUGUUUUGGCUUAAGGAAAUACCAUUGUUUAAAUCCUCACAAUAAGAGUUCAAUCACAUAAAUACUCAGUAUUUUCCAUCCAUUUUACCACUAUACCUGUGUUAAAGCAAAUCUACAAACAACUAGGCAUUGGCAAUCAUUGAUUCAUGUAAGAACAUACUUCAGUUUGUUUUACCUGUGACUCAAAGACUGACAACAUUGAUAAGGCAAAGAUGCAUCUAAUGAGCGUCUCUUUAUGACUAGUCUCUGAGUCACAUUUAGUCAGUGUAUUUGGAGCCGCCCAGUUACAAAGCUGCCCAAACUAAGACAUCCGGCCUGUCAGCCUAGUGGUUCUCUUCGGGACUAUUCAACUUGUUAUUUGCUACCUACUCCCUCCCGCUAACACUCAGUUCCCUGUCAAUUUCUUGCUCUCCUCAACUCCCUUCUCAGUUCCCACUUUAUCUCGUGCACUAACCUUAUGCUCGUGAGUAGCAAUCAAUCUGCUGUUUUUCCUCUCUUUUUUCCGUCAUUUUUAAUGUGCCUCAGGUUGAGGGCAGACGCCCCCUUUGGAGCAUUGCUUAUUUGUCCAUUGGAAUGCUGCUGGAUCUAAAAAUAGCGGUCUGAUGUACAUUGUUGCUCUUCAGAUGAUCAACCUCUUAUAUGAGAGUCUUCUUGGCUCCUGGAGCUUCCUGUGCACCCUGCAGUAGAGAAGAGCAGUCACUGACCAGACCUGCGGGGGAUGUCUGCCUGCGUUCAGCAGAGUGAUGGAUGGGGGGGAGCCGCCUACACCGCUGAGAGCGCAGAGGUACACAUUGGGCCGGGGGGUGAAACGUAAACUGAGUUCGUGUGAGGACCUGGACCUGCCAUAUCCUCAGCAGAGGCAGCUUGUGCUGGACUUAUGUCUGGACAAGCUACAAAACUGCCAGCAGCGGGCAGAACCCAGCCUGCAUCGUUCGGUUCUGCUGGCCAACACCCUCCGCCAGAUUCAGCAGGAGAUGAGACAGGAGGGGGAAACAUAUUUGCCUCCAGCCCCACUUGGCCCCUCGCUCCAUGCCUCCACCCCACGUCAUUUCCCUGACUUGCCACCCGUGCCCUUAGACUGUCCUCCCUCCCUAAUCGGAGCGCUGUCCCCUUUAUUUCCCCUCACCAACGCAUCGGAGGACGUCCAGUUAGGUGGUCCUGAAAACGAGACCGUUUUACCGUCCUUUGCAGCUGAGGAGAAUGCAAGAUCGUCGGAUUCGCUCUUCGGUUCGUUCGAGAUUACGAAUUCCACCAGCUACUUGACUGACUUGCCACUGGACGACAUCUUUGAGGACAUCGACACGUCAAUGUAUGACUCCUCUGACAUUUCUGUUUUGCCAAUUCCUGGGCAGAGAAGUGGCGGGGUGGAUGAUGGCCUCAAGAAUGCUUCUUGCUGCUCCUCCAACGGCAGCCUACAGCUCUGUCUCUCAGACCUCAAUGACCUGGACCACAUCAUGGAGAUCCUUGUGCGCUCCUGAACCUCUUGCACCGCAGGGUCCUCACUAACACAGCCAUCCCGAUGUUUUCUAUGGGAAGUAAUACCAUGUUUUUUUAAACAAAUGUUUUAUCUAUUUUUAUACAAAGGACUGAUAUAUUUAUCUAAGAAACUGCCUGACACACUCUCACUGUAGGAUAAAUGCACAUUUUUAAGACUUUUCGGAUGUCGAGCUUACGCCGCCAUCAUUCAUAUUUAAGCAAACUAAAAUGAAUAUUCAGGGACUUCAGAAACAAAGUAUUACUCUUUAUUUAUAUCGGAACAUGACUCGCAAGAUGUAUUCGAGAGAAAAUGGAAAAAUAACAGAUCACGACGGACACUUUAGCUUUUGAUGAGAUAAAUGACAUUUAUAUUUUUGUGAACUGAUCUCCACUGUAUUCUAAAUCAUUACAUUUACUUUCAGUAAUUAUGAUUAUCAUGUCAUGCACAUGCAGCUCCCACACUACCUCUUCAAGAUUCCAAGAGCUCUUUCUAUACAAAGACUGUCAUUGUUACAACUGUCUUUUAAUGGUUUCUUCUCAAUAACUUUCAAAACAUGGUGAUUGUUUUAAAUACGACUCUCUCUUCACAGGAGAGCCUGUCCUUAAAUGGUAGGAUUCAGUCCAAAGCUAUCGCUGUAGAAGUUGACGGAGCCUUACGGGCACUUUUCUGAAUCAUUUGGUAUCAAAAUCAGCUAUGUCGCUUGCGUAUAAAGUGAUAUAUAUUGUAUAA